UAUCGAAGGUGUGUUUUUGCAGAGAACAACAUACAAUUGAAUUGUGCUGGGAAUAAACAAAUUUGUGAAAAUCACAGGAUUUAGGUAUUCCCAAAAUAGAUAAACUCAAUGUGUAUUCGGAUAUAAAGGUAGAGGAUUACGGAACGAGUUGUUCAUCGAUAAUAACCCCGGAAGUUAUGUAUUCCGAGUGGAUAAUAUAAACAUGUUGAUUGAAGUUAGAUGUGUAUUCAGUAUAGAGAUCAACACAUGUAGUUAACAGGUAAACAAUCGUUUGAAACAGCUGUUUUCUAAUAUGGAAGAAAUACAAAGGAUUUUCGAUAUUGAAUGGAAAGAAAAAUUUCCUUCAGUUAAUGCACCGCUGUUACAAAGUGAUUUUAGUUCAGAUAAUUAUUCAUGUAAAAGGCCUCGGGAGAUUUUACAAAAGUUAUAUAAUGCAACGAGAACAAAAUCAGAUAAGUUAAAAAGUCAAUUAGAACAAUGCGAAUUUAUGGAAACAUUUUUACAAGGGAAAUUAACAGCUGAUAAUGACGGCGGUGAGAGACAUUAUAACAAUAAUAGAGGUAGUAAGUAUUUAACUAACGGUAUAGGUGAUGCUCUGGAAAAAUGUAUAAAAUCUGCUGUCACUUUAAAUGCAGGAAUUGUACUAGAAAGUAAUAUUGAUGCAGAUAACUGUUCAAACAAGAAAGAUAACGCAGUGAUAGAGCAUCCUGAAGGGUCAACCAAUGGACAUGUAUUAGUAGAAAAUGAAUUAGCUAGUUCCCCUGAACUAUUAACUACACAAAUAUGUGAUAAGACAAAUUUUGACAGCCAUGAGUCAGUUGAUGACAACGAUCAGGAUUUAAAACAGAAAUGUCAUCGAAAUUGGAACUCCGAACAAGUUAAUCAGGUGACACCCAAAAGUGAUCCGCUACCAAGAAAAUUCUUGCAACCGAAAACUCAUCCUAAACCAGCUGUACCUCCGCGGAAAGACACACUGCAUGAGUCAGAUAAAGGAAUCGAUAUUAUUACUCCUAUUCAGUGCGUCAAUGGACCAAUUUUCAAAAGCACUAUAAAUAUUGUUGGUGAGAAUUCAACUUUUAGUACAUUCAAAGGUAAAAGUAAAGUUAAGGAAACCGAUUUAGAUAAUGUUUUAAACAAUGACCGUGAUUACGAAAUAAACAAUCACCGAGAGGAAGACACAACAGGAUUAUCCUCAGGAAAUAAACAGAUUAAAAUAAAACCUGAUUACAGUGAUUCGGAGGCAGAUAAUGAAAAAAUGAGAAAAAUACGGAAAAAAAGUAACAGAGAUAGCGAGGAAAAGGUUGUUGCCACCUCGUUUAAAAAAAUUAGUCAUGAAAGUGAAUCAACAAACUUAGUAGUGGACAAACAGGGAAAGAAUGUUAAACAUCAUGUCCAAACUGACCAGGGUGAUCAUUUACAAAAUGUCAAAACAUUAAGUGACAAACCACCCGGAUUACCGGAAAGAAAACCAAGCAUGGAAAUAAGUCAAAUAGAAAAUCUACCAAAUUUACAAAAAAGAAGACAAAGUAGAAAUGACUAUGAAAAUAUAUCUUUGGAUUUCAUUUUGACACGAUCACAAACAAUAACAGAUGACUCGCCAGACUCUGAAGAAAAUGAGGAGGAUCUUUAUGACAAUGUGACUGAAUUUAGAAAGUCUGACAAUACUGUGGACCAUGCUGAUAAAGCAGCUAACAAUUUAGAAACACUUUCAACAUCAUCAGGUGGAGAUAACUCUUCAGCUAGUCAUUCCCCUUCAGCAAUCCAUGACCAUGUCCCUUCAAUAAGAGAUUCUGUUUUUAUAUCGGAUGAUGUAAAAUAUGACAGAGAGAGUAAGCUUCUGGAAGACAAUGAACUGGAAGCAGAUGGUGAGACCAGUGAUCCUGAAUCUGGUCAUGUAACUAUGGAAAUCAGGGUUGCCAAGACAACAGAUGAUGACGACAGUACAGAAGACAAUAUUAGCUGUGAUAGUCUGGAUGAUAGAAAGAUUGAUGAAAUAGAAAGAAUGCGACAGGACAGACAGAAAAAGUUACAUAUGAGACAGAUUGUUGUCAAGGGAAUCCUAGAAAGUGAAAAGACAUAUUUACAGAUAUUACAAGAAAUAACCACGAUUAAAAGAAAUCUACAAACCAAAAGUUUACAGGAACAUUGUAGGAUGUGUCCGUUAGAAGAUUUAUCUACGAUAUUUUACAAAGUGGAGGAAAUCAAGCAAUAUCACCAAACAUUUGUACAAAGUUUGCAGGAAAAAGUCAAUAACUGGUCAGAUGAACAAAAAAUUGGCGAAAUAUUUAAAGAAUUGACAUUUUAUAUUCCUAUAUACAAAGAAUAUGUAGACAAUAUAAAUAAAGCCAGAGAUUUAGUCCAGAAAUACUGCACAGAAAAUGGUGAAUUUAAAAGAAUGGUUUCUACUAUGGAAAUAAAUAUGACAAAUGGCUUCAUAGAAAAAACAAAUUUAGAAGAAGCUUUAUUUAAACCAGUACAAAGAUUACAAAGAAAUACUCUAGUUUUACAUGAUUUACUUAUGCACACUCCACAUGACCACCCUGAUUACCAGAUGUUAAACAAAGCCUUGUCUCUGGCCGACCUCAAUAUCAAAUCUUUUGGUGAAGAGGAGGAUGGAGGUAGCUCAAGUUCUACAGGAAAGCCCAAGGAACAAGGGCAUCUUGUAAAAAGUGGCUUUGUGAUAGAAGUGAUUGGUAACAGUCGGAAGUUACGGUUCUUGUUUCUGUAUAGUGAUAUCAUUGUGUGUACAAAACAUAAGGUAUCAGGAAGGCAUAAGAUGAAAAGUUUUGACUGUAAAUGGUUCAUACCUAUAUCCAAUAUCAAUGUAGAAACAAAAUCUACUGAUGGUAAAACUUACUCUUGUAAAGAAGAUAUUGAUGCCAUGAAAAAAAGAAUUGUUAGUUUGAAAUCCGAGUUAAGAAAAGAAAUGAGGAAAAAAACAGAGAGUUUUAGAGAUAGAACUUGGUCAUUAGCUGGAAAAGUAUCAUCAAGAAAUAUAGAAAAAUUAAAAAAGAAAAUUGAAGAACAGGAAGCUCAGUUAGUUUUGUCGUCCCCUCACCUCCCGUUACACAUCCAGACGAGAGAUGAGGAUUCUAAGGAUUAUAUCAUAUUGAUAUCUACAGACUUCGAACGUGAGGAAUGGAGGGAUGCCAUACUCAGUCAACAGAGGCACCCUCAUGGAAUUGCUUUAACAAGAGAACUUAGUGUCCAUGGGAUACAGACCAUGGUUAAUAAAAGUACACAGUUACCUCAAGUGAAUAACAUAGGAAAUUACCUCAGCAAGAAUGAUGAGGAAAUGCUGAGUGGUUUAUUAAAUGUAACAAUACAUUGUCUGUAUGGUCUAGAUCAACCAUCAGAUGUGUUUGCUGUCCUAGAGCUGGACUCCUAUGGUCAUUUCUUUAAGAAAGCUCAGACCCAUAAAUGUAUAAACACUACAGAUCCUACCUGGGAUGAGGAUUUCGAGCUGGAACUUGACGGCUCACAAACAUUACGGGUCUUAUGUUAUAAAGUUGCUAGUCCUAAUAAUGUUUUGAUUGGUCGAAGUGCUCUUGAGUUAAGUAAAGAAUGGUUAAGUAGCAGCUUUAAAGAACAAAAGAUUUCUAUGAAUGAGAUAUCAUUAACCAUAUCAGUGAGACACACUACCACAGCCAAAACUCUAAAGAGAACACCCUCUAAACUACAUGGCGGAAUAUUUGGAUUCAAGAUCAAAACUGUUACCAUGAGGGAAGGAAAGACCAUUCCAACUUUUGUUGCUUCUUGUAUCAGACUUGUGGAACAAAAAGGAAUGGACGAAGUCGGCAUCUACAGAAUAUCAGGGGUCACAUCAGAAAUACAGAGGAUUAAAAGAGCCUUUGAUAAAAACUUGAGAGCUGGAUUGAAUAUUCUAGCUGAUUCAGACAUACACGCUGUGACUGGUGUCCUCAAGCUAUACUUCAGAGAGCUACCAGAACCACUCUUUACAGAAGAAUCAUAUCCACAAUUUGUAGACUCAAUAGCGUUAGCGGAUGAGGACUCAAAAGAAAAAUGUAUGUUACAGUUACUACACAAUCUACCAGACGUCAACUAUUAUUGUAUAGUAUCUGUUAUAGAACAUCUUGUAAAGGUGAGUAAACAUGAGUCAGAAAACAAAAUGUCCUUGAAUAACCUUGCAACAAUAUUUGGACCAACGUUACUUCAUCCUGCAGUGAAGGAUGAUUCUAAAGUUUCUCCAGCUAUGAUGAUGAUGCAAGGAGCACAAGAUGUCUUUACCCAAGCAGCUGUCUUAUACUACUUCCUCAAUCUGGUGCAUUCUGGGAAAAGUAUUAGAAAAUCCUCUCAGCUUAUCUAAGACAACUGACUUGAUUUUACUUGUUAUCCAUUCCAUUAUGAAUAUGUAUGAUGUUAUUAUUUUGUUUUCAAUUUGUUUGUAUUCUGAUUUGUUGUACUGUAAUUUCAAUAUUCACUAAGUGUUCAUAUAGUAAAUAUAUUUAUAUUUGCAGUUAAGUUUUAUUGUUUUUGCAAAUAAGUAAUGAUUUGAUUAUUCAAUCUGUUAAGGUUAAUUUUUAGUCACCAGCAGAUUUUCAAGCAUAAUAUUUAUAUUUCAAUAUUCUUUAAUGUUAUCUAUUACAACUAAUGAAAACAGCAAUGGCAAAGAUCUUGACAAAUUCUGUAUGAAGAGUCUUCAUAGAUUUGAUAUCUAGAAAACAGUUGUUAUUUAAACCUUCAACUGAAUUCCAAGGACUUGGUCAAUUAAAAGGAAUUGAAUGUAAAAGCAAGCAAGCAAGCAUUAAUUUUAUGUUGAUUUUGUAAAUAUUAAGUAGAUACUUAUAGAUAUUUAAAUUUUGCAAUCCUGUUUCAGUAAAUAACAGAUUCAAGAAACAUAUAAAUAAAAAUGGCAGAUUAAGCUUAAAUUGUGCAAUAGUUAUAUGUAAACAUUCAUAGGAAUCAUUACAUUGUGUUUUGUAUUGUGGACUAAAACAAGAUGAAUAGAAGCAUUUAAAUAAAAUGCUGAUGAAAAAAGUCUUGUUUUGAUAUGUCAAAGUAAACAUUUAUGUCAAAUGCAUUGCUUUAGGUAUUUGUUCAUAACAGUGAAUACAUGAAACAAAAAUAUAAUUAUGCAUAUUUUUCAAUGGCUUGUUGAUUUAAUAAAUACCUCAGUCUUUGUUUGUAUACAAAAUACUUUUUGUCUAUAUUGGAGACCAAUUGUUUUAUAUAUAAAUGUAUUAUUGUUAGCUAUAGACAAACAUACUGUUUAUUUGUUAUUUAAGAAUCUAAAGCAUUCUGGGUAAUAAUUUCAAAUGUUGAAAACUGCAGACGUUCAACCAACGAGUAAAUUAUUUAUUAAUUUUGAUUUACGUACAAUGAAAUUACCCAUAGUCCUAUAGAUUCUUUGUUGACAAAUUUCAAGUUUUGUUUUUGUUGUUGUUUUUAUGUGUGUACAAUUAUAUGACAAUUCAUGAGCUGGUAUCAUGAUCAAUCCAUCAUUCCAUAGGGGUUUGUUUUUUCUGGAAGGACCAGUUAGAUACAUGAUGAAAUGCAAUAUCAGUGCCAGGUUUUGAAUGCUUAAGGUUAAAAUCUGCUCAGUGUAUAGUGUACAGUAUUCUUUUAAAUAUUUUAGUGUAUAUACCUUGUUGACCUCGUUUAUUGUAUAUAGUUUAGUGACAAUAUUUAUUUAUAGGCUUCAAUAGAAUUAUUUGAAAGAUGUCAGAUUUUUCAAUUAUACCUAAUUGAGCAGAUUUUGUUGAAAUUAUGACAUAACCUCAUUUUUAGGCAUAUACUAAAUUACUAAAAGAAUGAAAAACAUAUAUUUAGAUAUUUGUUAUUGGGAUAUUUUCUAAUGUAAAUUUGUUUAUGAUAUUCCACAUUGAUAUUUUUUGCCAUUUGUUAAAAAAUAACAAAUACAAACCACACUUUUCUUGUAAAAUAUCAUUCUUAAAGAAAAAAAUGUCAUUUUAAAUAAAAUACAUUGACACAAAAUUUUGAAUAUUAGUAAAAAUUAAGAGGAUAGUAAAAGAGGAUUUAUGCAUGCCAAGAUCAGGACCAAUAUUUAUUUACAAUUAUUUCACUUGUUGAUUUGCACAAAGUUACAUGUUUAUUUUUGUUGGCUUUACUUUUUAGAAUAUUUCCUUUGUUGUUUAUAUAACUUCUUUGUGUAUUAUUUAUAUUUAAACAUAUGUCCUACGCACAAUAAUAUCCUCAAAUAUAUAGACAAAAAGUCAUGACAGAAAUUUUAAUGAAAUUUGUAUAUUUGUUUAACUGAAUUGUUUUCAAUAUGAUUUAUUGAAGAUGUUCCUAAUUUGUGUUUGGGUAGCUGGUCAUUGUUUUUUUUAUAACAAAACAUGUGACAGACAUUUACCACUCUUAGUUUGGAAGAAGAAAAACUUCGAUAUCUUCCCUUCUUUAUCUGACGGACCUUUGACUUUUUUUAAAGGUAUACCUACAACCUGGUCUUAAUUUGUAAUUUUUAAUCUAUCUAAAAUAACUUCUUUAUUGUUCCUAUUUUAUCUUUCUUUCCUCUGUGUAAUUGUUAUAAAAAAUAGAUUUUCUAUCAUAAAAAUUGUGACUAUAUCUAAUGUUUUGUUAGAAAAUCCUGUUUAAAUCUAAUGUACUUCUGAAUAUACUUAUCAAAGGUACCACAAUUAUAAUUUAGUACGCCAGACGUGCGUUUUGUCUAUAUAAGACUCAUCAGUGAAGCUCAAAUCAAAAUAUUUAUGAAGCCAAACAAGAACAAAGUUGAACUUAGGCUAUUUUGCUCUUUAUAAUGUAUGUAAAAUAUGUAGUCUUCAACAGGUGUCAUGUCAAUAAAGUUUUAACAUUUAGAUUUUUCUGUUAAUAUUCCCCCGGUGCUUAAUGUUAAACUACCUUUGUCUUUCUUUCAUUUUAAAUUUGAACACAUACAUGACAAUCAGAUAUAACUGAAAGCUAUAUAGGUACCAUGACCAUAACCAUAAUGAGGGUGGACAGUUUUUGAAUAUUUUAUCAAUCAUGGACAAUUAUAAAAAUUGAAUUAACACAGUGGUGGAUCCAGGGGAAGGGUUCCUGGGGUUAGAACCCCCCUUUUUCAGCUGAUUAAUGCAUUUGAAUGGGGACAUAUAGUUGGAACCACCCUCUUUUUUCCCUUUUUUUAAAUGGCUGGAUCCGCCCCUGUAACAAGACAACUUUAUGAUAUAUAAUUUUCUGACUGAAUCAACUUAUUUGUAAUGUUUGAGGUAAUGAGAUGACAUUUUUAUCCAAGAAACAACACCUUUUUGAAGAUAGAUGCAUUACAUGCAGGUUAGACUAUAAUUUCUAACCUUUUAUUUGUUUUAGUGCAUUUUGCAUAAGGGACUGAUCAUUCAUCAUGGUGCUGAUAAAAUUGUUACUUUGCAUUUCUAUUAAAUACUGUUCUGUGCUAAAUCAAAAUAUGUGCAAUUUAAUUUCUGUAAUAAAAUCUUGUUUAAGUGUU
Mytilus trossulus (common blue mussel) is the source of this 7423-nucleotide messenger RNA. RefSeq names its product active breakpoint cluster region-related protein-like. The transcript is spliced from 23 exons. Gene Ontology annotation, cellular component: membrane. Gene Ontology annotation, biological process: positive regulation of GTPase activity; signal transduction. Lineage: Eukaryota; Metazoa; Mollusca; Bivalvia; Mytilida; Mytilidae. The record is from RefSeq and is a predicted model, not a curated record. Bases 293 to 4327 code for a protein of 1344 amino acids. Gene Ontology annotation, molecular function: GTPase activator activity; guanyl-nucleotide exchange factor activity.